Molecule: messenger RNA, 6658 nt
Organism: Solea senegalensis (Senegalese sole)
Lineage: Eukaryota; Metazoa; Chordata; Actinopteri; Pleuronectiformes; Soleidae
Gene: ahr2
Product: aryl hydrocarbon receptor 2
Exons: 11
Coding region: 406-3522 (1038 amino acids)
Biological process (GO): regulation of transcription by RNA polymerase II
Cellular component (GO): aryl hydrocarbon receptor complex; nucleus
Molecular function (GO): protein dimerization activity; nuclear receptor activity; transcription cis-regulatory region binding
Source: RefSeq, a predicted model, not a curated record
CGGGAGCAGCGAUUCUGUCAGAUCACUACGGAGGUGACGGCAGGCAGACGACUCGCACAGAGCGACUCUUCCACCUCCAUUUUAACGGUAACGAAUGGCGACGUUUACGGACGGACGUACGACAAAGUUCCGUGACUUUGUGAACAUGUGACGCGCGCUUUUGAACGUAAGCGUAAGAAAACAAAAGUGGUUUUCUACGCCGGGCGCAGACGGCGCAGACGGCGCGGCUGAGAGGGGGGGUUGGGGGGGAAGAAGAGGGCUUUGAGUUUACGUUUCCCCUGCUCUGUGUUCUCCUCCUACAACACUAGGGAUUUGAGUCUUCCGGACGCUGCUGGACUUGUUUUUGUGAGCAACCAAGCCGGGAAUAAGGCAGUGUUUGCCCAGUCUGUGUGCGCGGAGUUCACCAUGCUGCCGAGCACGACGCUUUACGCUGUGAAGAAACGGAAGAAGCCGGUGCAGAAAAUCCCCAAACCUUCACCUCCCGAUGGCAUCAAGUCCAACCCGUCCAAACGGCACCGGGACCGGCUCAAUGGCGAGCUGGACAAGCUCACCAGCCUGCUGCCCUUCACGGAAGAGGUCAGGACGCGGCUGGACAAGCUGUCCGUGCUGCGCCUCAGCGUCGGCUACCUGAAGGUCAAGAGCUUCUUCAAUGCCACCAUGGCGAAACCCCAGAACGGCUCCAACUGGGCUGCCGACAGCAGCCUGAUGUUCGGGGGAAACGUCCAGAAAACGCUGGCUCCAUCCUCCACGACCACGUCUUCCUCCUCCUCCUCCUCCUCCUCCUCGCCCUUCUCCUCCCGUGUGACGUCCAUCGAUGGAGUGGGCUUCACCGAGGGAGACCUGUUGCUCCAGGCGCUGAAUGGCUUCGUGUUGGUGAUCACGGCCGAAGGUUACAUCUUCUACACGUCGCCCACCAUUCAGGAGUUCCUCGGCUUCCACCAGUCAGACGUCAUCCAUCAGAGUGUGUUUGAGUUGAUCCACACAGACGACCGGACUCUGUUCAGGCAACAGCUUCACUUUGCCCUCAAGCCCAAUUUCUGCAAGUCCGACGGUGCUCCAGCAAGUCCCAGUGAGCUGAGUUCUGUAGAAAUCAGCAGUGGCUUGAUGCCCUAUGAUCCUCAGGCCAUCCCUCCAGAAAAUUCUUCUUUUCUAGAGAGAAACUUCUGUUGUCGAUUCCGCUGUCUGCUUGACAACUCCUCUGGCUUCCUGGCACUGAACUUCCACGGCCGCCUGAAGCUCCUCCACGGCCAGAGCCAGAUGGCGGAGGACGGGGCGCGGGCUCCUCCCCAGCUCGCUCUGUUCUCAAUCGCCAUACCGCUGCAGCCGCCGUCCAUCGUCGAGAUUCGCACCAAGACGCUCAUUUUCCAGACCAAGCACAAGCUGGACUUUACACCCAUGGGUAUCGAUACCAGAGGGAAGGUUAUUUUAGGCUACAACGAAACAGAGCUCUGCACAAGAGGUACAGGUUACCACUUCAUCCAUGCUGCAGACAUGAUGCACUGUGCUGACAACCACUUAAGAAUGAUUAAAACAGGAGACAGCGGUUUCACCGUCUUCAGGCUGCUGACAAAAGACGGGGCGUGGGUCUGGGUCCAAGCCCUCGCCAGAAUGGUCUUUAAAGGAGGGAAGCCAGACUUCAUUGUGGCCCGGCAGAGAGCUUUGACAAAUGAAGAAGGAGAAGAGCACCUGAGCCGCAGACGUCUGCAGCUGCCGUUCAACGUUGCAGCUGGGGAGGCGCUGCUGUAUGACAUGACCCCGAUCGUCGACAGCCCCGACCAGUGCUCCAACCCGAAGCAGAGGAAAUUGGACAGCUCAUUCGUCAGCCGUGACUCCAUCCUGGGAUGCAUGCUGAGCCAGGACCAGUCCAUCUACUGUGAGCACAGCAGCACCACAAUCACCUCCCUCAAUGACGUCGCCUUCAAGGACAGCCACGCCACACUCAGUGUCCCCGGAGACAUCUGGCAGAACACUGCACCCAAGCCCGUGCCAAGUCUGCUUAAGUCGGAGGCCAUAGUUCACGACAUGAUGGAGACCCUGCAGCAGAUCCUCGGGGACAACAACAUCAUCGACAGCCUGGACGUUGAGCCUGACGAACUCAAGAGCUGGGAGAGCACACUGCUGAGGAUGAGCACCAACAACACCGACAUGAGCGAAGACCUCAACGACAUUCUCAGCAACGACAUCCUGUCCUACGUAGAGGAACAGCUCCAGAAGGAAGUUGGGCUCAAGCUGGCUAAUCCGCUGGAUGAUAUUGUCCCAGCCUCCCUCUCCACUUUGGACCUCCAAAGCCAAGAUCCUGUGCAGAGUGCAGAGCAGGACUUCAGCUGGCCUCUACAGCCUCAGAAUCAGCUGAUGGCAAACAGUGGGCAGGUGAUGAAUGGACAUCCAAUGCCAGUCCUGGAGACAAUGAAACUCACUCACAUGGAUCUUCCUCAAGUCAGUUCUUCAGGUCUAAAAGGCCCUCCCUUUCAGCAGAUUGCCUCUCAGCUUCCUAAUUCAGUUGGUCCUGGCCACAUUGGUGCUCCACUGACCUUCAGCUCCUCCUUGGCAGAUUCUUGCGCUCAAACGCAGAAUGACUUGAGGACAUUACCGGUCGCUGCCAAGGGAAACAGUCCCGGGGCGUUCAAGCACACCAAUCAGCUUCACUCUAACCAAACUCAGAACCACGGGCAGAUGUUCAACCCACAGGUCGGCCUCCAGGACCAACAAAAAGAAAACAGAAAGUUAAAUCCCGCGUUUAACUUUCAGGGCGAGCAGUGGAGCUCCUCCAUGCCCGGCUCAAACCAAGUGGACAACUUUGUACAAACAUACACCCAGAAUAUUUUGAAAGAAUCCGGUUUUAUUGCAGCUCAUCCUCCAUCGAGCUGCUUGCAGGGUCAUGACGCACUUCAGACACAAAACAAGGACAUUCAGAUUCAGCCCUGGCUGCUGGAGGAGCAGCAGCUCAUAACAAACGGGUGCCAACAGAUGGGCGCCUGCCUCAACCAAAUGUCAGCGCUUCCAAACAAUCCUCCGCCCGUCCACGUGCCCCAAACCACCGUAAAUGGCAGGCCAAUGUUCAGGACUCCUGAGACUUCAAGUCUGCCGUUUGACUUGGAGCCGUCACCUCUGCCACCUUCUAGCAGUUGUAUGUUUAGAAACGCCACCACGUCUGUGCCCGUAAACAGAGCGCACCCCGGUCACCCGGCGCCCUGCAAGCAGAUUAACCCGGUCGGCAGCAAUCAGAUCCUCUCCAAGCCCGCCUGUGUCUAUCAGGGUCUUCUUGGAGGAGGAGGAGGAGGAGGAGGAGGAGGAGUAGGAGGCUCUGUGCUGGGGGUGACGGCGUUACCGACCCCUGAUGAGUCACCUCUGUCAUGCCAAAUGACCACGGGUCUCGAGCUCAAUGACCUGCUGGUGCAACAGCAGCAGUUCCUCAACUUUAGUCAACAGACACAGGUCAACAACCAUUCAGUCAUUGGGAACAGAGGUGUCUCCUUCCCCACGCUGCCCUAUAAGAAUGCAUACUACUCAGAGAACAAGUAGGAACCCGGGCGGAGGAACUGCAGCGUCGAGGAAAGACUCCCGUCUCUAAACAUGAAAUGGAAUAGACUGAAGAGAGGAAACUGUGGCCCAGAAAUGGGUGAGGAGAGAAAACAGAAUGUCUCUCCUCAAGUUUGCUUCUGGGUAGCUGGUUUGAGGUCGAGGAAGAGAAGUCUGAAGAGGAAGAAAGGAAAUCUUCUUCUUCUCCUUUUUAUUUUUAUUUUUUUUUACUUUUGGCAAAGUUGGAUGUAUGAUUUCUUCUGUAUCUUCCCACUUCUAGUUCUCAGCAAUUUGUCCAAAAUGGAGAACAACAAUGAACUCACGGAUUGACCUUUGAAUUUUGUUGUCAUUGAUUUUUGAACAGUGGCCUCGGACAAGCCACAUUAAAAUGGGGGAUUCGUGUUUAAUUGGACUAAAGACAGUGUUUUUCCUCCUGUCACACCACUAUCUUCGACACAGAGGAGGAGAAGACGACCCCGAACUUUGCUCCUAGACUGAUUUACCUGGACGAAAGUGAAGAGAAAGAAAGCGUCCUGUUAAUCCUCUGCCGUCUUAAAUGCACCCUUGGUUUUUUUCUACUUUGAGAAGGAUGAAAAUGUGUGUUAUUUUUUUGUUUUUGAAAAUGCAUCUUGAUUAAGUUCAUUUCAACUCUUAACUGUCCCACUAAGGGGGGGGGGAUUUGCUUUGCAGACAGGGUAUUUACAGUAACCAAAGAGAAAGAAACGCACACACAAAUCAUAGAUUAUUCUUCUAACAGGCGAUGUGUAAGACCAGCUGCUUUUUUUUUUUCACUGAGCCAGCUUUGUUUCUUCUUUCACUUUUCCUCUCCUUAAUAUUUCUGCAUUGUUGUUGUUGUUUUCCUGUUGUUUUGCAGAAGAAAAAACACUUCAGACAGUGCAUUAAAACUGACACACUUGUUUGAAACUUUAAAGGGACUUUUAAAAAAAAACAACCAACAACAUAAAACAGUGUCAUGGUGGAAAUUGGUGUUUGAUACGUGACCGAAAACCAAAGUUAAACUCGCCCUUAAUUGCCUUAAUGUCACUAUGCCCAGUUCCUAUUUUAAUUAAGUGAUGAAUUGCACUAUUCCUUUGAAAGUGAUGCCAAAGCAUAGUCAACAAUAUUCACAUAAAAUGACACUAAUGAUGACAAAUUUAGCACAAAUUUUAUACGGAUGCUCUUAAAAAACUGAAUUAUAUUGCAUGAUAAAAGUCGUCAUCAUGGCUUAUUUCAAUGGAAAGCAACUUAAAUAAGUAGUAACUAAUCUAUUUUAAUAAUAUUUUAUUUAAAAAUAAUUUGACACGCGUCAAAGCAGAAUUACUCACCGCCUAAUCUAAGAUUUUUUAUUUUAUUUUAUUUGUUUGUUUCUUUUUUGACUUGAAUUUCACACUAAUUUAACCCAAUUUUCAUCUUUCCUCUCUCUCGCUCUCUCUGUCUUGUGGUUUAUGUGUGGCAUCAAAACGCUGAAGUAAAACAGUCAAAGGCAGCUAUUGUAUAUGUGUAUUUUAAAAUGAGGGAAACCAAUGGCAAAAUCACCACUUCACUGAAUGAAAUUGUACACGCACGAGGCGAGGUGAAAUCUUCAAGUGCCUUUUUUUUUUUUUCAAACGAGCUCUUAUUUUGAUUGUUUAUCCUUUAAAAAACACGACUCAGCACUUGGAUUCUAAACAAGUCACUUUUGUCAAAUAUGACAAUCUAAACAAAUUAUGACAAUCUUGGAAUACUUGGCGUAAAAAAACCACCCCCCAAAAAAUAAAGCCAUUUUGUGACGCUUUAUAAGGAUACCAAAGGGACGCAUUUAGAAUAAUGAUCACAGAACUGUUGUGGAAAAUGGUUUGUGGCGAUUUACAACCAAAAAUAAUUGUUCUUACUGUGAUUAAUGGUUUCUGACAUGUAAAUAUUGUUUGGCGUUGAAAAUUGUACGUAAACCUGGAAAUUGUUGUUUUCCGAAAGCUUCUUGCUAAUUUUUUUCCCCCAUAAAUGAGAAACAUUUUCUUUGUCCUGUCAUCAAACUUAGUAUUUUACAACUUGAAUGUUGGACUGGAGCCUUAUUUACAAGUUAGAAGUUGUCAGUCAGCGCCAUCCAUCUCUGAUGUAACGUAGUAAAGCCUUAAAUGCAGUGAAAGUAGAAGAGGCGGAUUGAGUUGGUGUUUUGUGUAAUUGCUUUGGCUCAGUUUUGUGCACAACUAGUGUCAUAAAACAGGUAUUUCAUUAGAAAAGAAAAUUAUGUGUAAAAACAGUUAUAUCCAUAAACUAUAAAAGGAUGAUCAGAUAUUGGUAGAAAUGUGACAAAUGUAUCGCAAAAAAACAACCAACAAAUGCACAAAAGCAGGCACACAUUGAAGUUUUUUUAAAUUAAAUUUGCUUUAAGAAGAACUCUCCCGUAUUUACGGAACGUCUCGAAACACAACGACCCACCAAAUGUGUUCGAUACUGACACGUUGACCACAAUUGACGCCACAGCAACUGUCGUAACGCCCUGUAAAUUUAACAUCUUAACAACGUUCUGCAGUGGAGGGACACAUUUCCGCGAAAACUGAGCCAAAGUAGUUGUAAAUCAUCAUCGUCAGCAGUGAGUCAGCAGGACACUGACUCACACGUAGGGUGAAUCGAGAUCAACUCUGAUUGAAUUGAGACACACUCUCUCCUCUCUGUUAAACCGUCACAGCCUGUUUCUCACCAAGUAUUUUGCGUAUAGAAAUACAAACAUCAUAUAUAUGUAUACAUAUAUAUAUGUAUUGCUUGCUUCUGGACUUAAAAAACAAACCAAAAAAUGCCAUUGUACUUUUUUUUUCAAAAUUCAAGGCUCCAAAAUGCAGUAUCUUUGUGUACCUGUAUAUAAAUAUCUAUAUUUGUCUUCUUUAUUUUUCAAAAAAUACAGUAUGUAUUGUCAUAUAAUGUGUAUUUUACUAUCAUAUUGGUUUAACCUGACUCACAAAUAUCAUUUUGUACAUUGUCUGCACAGCAUACAUAUAUAUAUAUAUAUAUGUAUGUAUGUAUAUAUAUAACCUCCUGUUAUUAUGAUCUUAUUUUAUGUUGUGGAUUUGCCCUCAAUAUUUUUUUUUGCUUCUAACUGUAUGAAUGUUUGAGUCAGUAUGUUCAUGCUCAACAUAUUAAAGGUGUUAAUGAUUGCACACAA